Xyrichtys novacula (pearly razorfish) is the source of this 2589-nucleotide messenger RNA. Lineage: Eukaryota; Metazoa; Chordata; Actinopteri; Labriformes; Labridae. The record is from the annotation of a GenBank genome assembly.
AUGUUACUGGAUGCUGGUCACCAGUUUCCCGGACUGGGAGUGGGGUCCUUCGCCAGGCAUCACUCAGCGAGCGAGAUGCAGGACAGAGACUUGAGUUUGGCACAGAACAGCUUUGUGGACUCCGCACACAUGGGUGCGUUUAAGCUCAACCAUGAUCUCUCCCCGGGACAGAGCUCUGCCUUCACCACCCAGGCGCCGGGCUACCCCGCUGCGGCUCUUGGGGCUCACGCCGCCCAUGUCACGUCGUACGCGAGCUCUCCUUUCAACUCUACCAGGGACUUUCUCUUUCGCAGCCGAGGCUUCGGAGAAUCCUCUCCGGCGAGCGGCCAACAUACUAUUUUUGGCCCCACGGCGGGAUCCCUCCAUCACUCCCACACAGACACGCAAGGCCACAUUUUGUUCCCGGGGAUCCACGACCAGCACGGCUCCCACGGCUCCCCCAACGUCCUGAACGGCCAAAUGAGACUCGGACUACCGGGAGAAGUUUUUGGACGCUCCGACCAGUACCACCAGGUCUCCAGCCCGAGGACCGACCCGUACUCGGCCGCGCAGCUUCACAACCAGUACGGCUCCAUGAAUAUGAACAUGGGGAUGAAUAUGGCAGCCCACCACCACCCCGGUGCCUUUUUCCGCUACAUGAGGCAGCAGUGCAUCAAACAGGAGCUCAUCUGCAAGUGGAUCGACCCCGAGCAGCUCAGCAAUCCCAAGAAGUGCUGCAACAAAACUUUUAGCACCAUGCACGAGCUGGUCACGCACGUCUCCGUGGAGCACGUCGGCGGACCGGAGCAGACCAACCACGUCUGCUUCUGGGAGGACUGCGCCCGGGAGAGCAAACCGUUCAAGGCGAAAUACAAACUGGUGAACCACAUUCGGGUGCACACCGGGGAGAAGCCUUUUCCGUGCCCGUUCCCCGGCUGCGGGAAGGUGUUCGCGCGGUCAGAAAACUUGAAGAUCCACAAAAGAACACACACAGGUAAUUAUGAAAGAAGAGUUUUAUUUUCCUUUAAUAGUACGAGCUCUGGUGUUGUUGUGACUAAGCCUACAUGUUCGUUUAUUUCGCUGCUGUAAACAUACGCGAUGCCAAGAGCAAACACAAAUAAGGAUCUAAUUAUCAGAGGCUAUUCCAGGCUGCUAAAGUAGAGAAGUAUUUGUGGAAACAAAGUAGAAUUAGGAUAACAUCCAGCACGAACAGGAAACCAGUUUGGAGUGGCGGAAUUAUUCCACCCACACUGGAAACAUUUGUAAAUCCUUUUUUUGCGUUUAACACUCUUGAUCUGCGCAAAAACAAUUUCAUUAGGCCUUUGUGGGAUUUAUUCCGCAGAAUAAACUUUAAAAACAGGUCAAAGGGGGGGAAUUAGAGCGCGUUGCGUGCACCGUGGAGCAGCCAGUCUGGUAGUAGAUCUUAUCAAUCGGUUUAAUGUUGUAUGAUCUUGAUAGUGCGCGUUUAACAACCCCCUCAAGUCCUUUUUUUCCAUUCAUAUUUUUCCCUCUGUGGCCUUUUAGAAUUUAUUUUCAGAUCUAUUUCUAUUUCUAUUUCUAUUUCCGCACAAGCACUAGUGUUUAUGCGUAAAGAAUGCCUUUUGUUAUCUGAUGCGUCCCCUUUGAUAGGAUCCAAGGUGCUAGACAGGGCCAUCAGAAGCCUCUCACAUUUGGACCUUCUUUCUAGGGAAAUACGUUCUGGUGCCGUGCCAUGAAAUUGGUCAGGUGCUAAUUAGAUUUUUAUUGUCUCCCAGCAAAUGGUUCGCCUUCUGUGGGCCUACUGAGGACGGCCCUGUGUCCCCUCUGUGUCCCUGCCCCCCUCCAAAUCACUAUGCGCAUUAUUUAUAUAGGCUAAAGUAGAUGGAGCAACCCCCCCCCCCCCCCCUGCUCUUGUGCAAAAUACGACUUAAAGUUUAGCUCACAAAUUUGUAACCACUGAAUGCAUCGUGUUGAAUUUGCAGCCGUGAGAUUUUAGGAAUUACAUCUCCACACUCAACUUCAUGUUUGUAUGUUACGCACUGGUUUUUAUAUAUAUUUAUUUAUUAGAACAGCUCCUUGUUCUUCUUGCCUGGGGCGCCUCUUUCUGCAAAAUCUGACUCUGUCUUUUUGGAAAUUUUUUUUUGGCCUGCAGGAGAGAAGCCGUUCCAGUGCGAGUUUGAAGGCUGUGACAGGAGGUUUGCAAACAGCAGCGACCGAAAGAAACACAUGCACGUGCACACAUCGGACAAGCCAUAUCUGUGCAAAAUGUGUGACAAGUCCUACACACAUCCCAGCUCCUUACGGAAACACAUGAAGGUAAAUAUUGUUGCACAGGAUUUUUACUUCUGGCCUCUUUGAUGCAAACAUGAGAUUAUUUCCAGGUGUUGAUUUUUGUAAACAUGAUAAUUAAUUGUGGUUAUUUCUUGUUCUGCAAAGGUCCAUGAAUCAACCCCAACAGCAUCAGACUCCUCACCAGCAGCAAGCUCCGGCUAUGAGUCCUCCACACCACCGGGCCUGGUCUCUCCAACCACCGAGACCCAAAGCAACACCACCCUGUCCCCUGCCUCAGCUGUGCACAACACCACCAGCCACAGUGGCCUAUCUUCCAAUUUCAGUGAAUGGUAUGUGUAG